Messenger RNA from Cylindrotheca closterium, 3219 nucleotides. Lineage: Eukaryota; Bacillariophyta; Bacillariophyceae; Bacillariales; Bacillariaceae. The record is from the annotation of a GenBank genome assembly.
AUGUGUAUUGUUGAUAAUGCUAGUAGAUCAGGUGAGAGUGUAUCCCAAAGCACCACCACACAAACCAAGAGCAUCGACAGCAAAGGAACCUCUCCUGACAAUGUCGGCAGAUCUUUUCGCCAGGAAACAAGCUCAAGCUCCGAUUCACAUUCAAGUACGAGGAGGAAUAUGGUAGAUGCUGAAAUGUCGCAGCUCGGACUCUAUGGACGUCAAACAGAAACUGAAACAAUUCGAAAUUGUCUUGACGACCUUGUCAAGACUGGAAAGAACAAGCUCCUGUACAUUUCUGGAGUUUCUGGUUCUGGUAAGACGGCGCUUGCUGCCACUGUGGCCGAUGUGGUCGAUUCCGAAAGAGGCAUCUUUGCAAUUGGCAAGUUCGACCAGAAGCUACGCGACGAGCCGUAUGCGGGUAUUGCAACAGCUGGACGACAUAUCUGUGGUGAAAUUCUUCAUCGAAAGAACUCGACUGGAAAGAUGCGAUCUGGCCUAUCCUUCGACCACAUCAAGAAGACCAUCAUCGAGAAUGUUGGAUCCGAGUUGGUCACGCUUGCCAUGAUUCUUCCCGAGAUCGAAGAUAUUGUGGGCUCUGUCUCAGAUUUGUUCUCUGAAGAUAGUGAACACGACGAAGACUAUGGUGCGAACAGGGAACGUCUGAAUACUGCCUUUCGAACCUUCUUUCGUACAGUGGCUGCGUUCUUCAAGCCUCUUGUGAUGGUCUUGGAUGAUGUCCAAUGGGCCGAUCUACCGUCUUUGAACCUAAUGGAGGUCUUGAUCACAGAUGACGCGAGCACCAACUUCAUGCUUGUGGCUCUGUACCGAUCAAAUGAGGUCAAUGACGCUCAUGCGGUGAGUAAGAUGAUCCGAUCGCUUGAUGAGAAACAAAAAGACUGCGAUUUCGAUACCACCAAGAUCGAGGUCGGAGAUCUGAGGGUUGGACAAGUGGACGAGAUCCUGGUUGAUCUACUGAAGCUACCAAGCUAUCGCACUUCAGAGCUGGCCGAGAUCAUCCACAGAAGGACAGGAGGCAACGCCUUCUUCGUUUUGAAUUUCAUCAGCAUGCUCAAGAGUCAGAAACUGGUUGUAUACUCGAAGCGAGAGCAAAGCUGGGUAUGGGACGAGAGCGAGGUCGAGCUCGAGACUAUAGCAACCGAUAACGUGGUCGAUCUUUUGAAGCAACGCAUGAAGAGUCUGCCCGCGAAAAUGCAAGAGACCCUUGAACUGGCCGCUUGUCUGGGAGCUAGCUUUCGAGAAGAUAUGUUGUCAAAAGUAGCCAGGGAUUACUUCGCAGGACAGAAAGACUGCCCGACAGCAGAUCAAAUCUCAAAAUGGCUAACGGAUGGCAUCCUGCAAGGCCUACUGAAGAUGGACAGCGUCGGCUACCGCUGGGUCCAUGACAAAGUGCAAGAGGCCGCACUUUCGAUCACAGAUGACGCGGAUCAGAAGAAGAUGCGCUACCAAGUUGGCAAUAUCAUGCUUCGUCGGCUAUCGAGGCAAGAACUGGACCAGGUCUUGUUUGUUGUGGUCAAUCUACUGAAUGCCGGAACUGGACGUGAAAUGUCGUCAGAGUCAGCGGUGUCUUUGGCCGAGUUGAAUCUUCGGGCAGCGAACAGAGCCAUGAGACUUUCUGGCUUCGAGGUAGCAAGUCACUACACCGAUACUGCGAUCGAGCUCCUUCCGACAGGAUACUGGAAGUCUCACUACGAGAUGGCGAUCAAGCUACAUACGAUUGCCACAAAUGUGUAUAGCGUGCUGGGAAAUGUGGAAAAGAUGGAAGCUAUGUAUGAUGACGUUAUGAAACAACCUAAUGUUCCGUUGAAAGACAGGCUCCCUCUGUACAGCUCGAUGGUAGAGUCUCUGUCAGGCAGAGAUGUAGAACGUGCAAAAGAUCUGUCCUUUGAUGUCUUGGAGCAGUUGGGCCAUGGCAUCAUGCGAGAUGGGAAAAAGCUGACUAUGUAUCUUAAGCUGAACCUUGUGAAAUCUCACGACAGGAAUCUAGAUCCUAACAUAGUAUCACGGCUCCCAAUGAUGAAAGAUGAGAAUGCGAUUGCUGCAAUGAAAGUCCUUUCUCCUAUGAUAAUUCUGACCUUUGCAACGAACAAGAAAGAACUGUGUUCGGUAUCGUCCAAAAUGGUCGCUCUUGUCAACGAGUAUGGGCUAUGCAGUGAGGCAGCCAAUGCUUACGGUAUUAGAGGAGGUUUUUCAAGUAACCUUAAAGUGAUUGAAGCACAUGCAAAGUGUGCUCACAUGAUAAUGGAUCAGUCCAAGGAUCGUUAUGCCAAAGCGGCAACAAAAGUAUACAUAUUUUGUCUUUUCAGCUUUACCAGGGACAUCCGAUGGGUUCAGAAGACUUUCUUUGAGAACUAUCAUUACGGCUUGCAAGUUGGAGACAUUCAAAUGGCGAUCUACUCGUACAUGAUGGGACUAUACUACGAGCUCGUGUGCGGGCGUUCGCUUGUGACUGUCACGGAAGAAACGAGAGAGACCAUGGCGCAUCUCAAAGCGAUGAAUCGUGACUCCCAAAUGGAACUACUGUCUGUUCUAUUUCAAAGUAUGCUGAACAUGAAAGGGGAAGCAGAAGAUCCUUUGGUACUCAAGGGAGAAGCCAUGGACGAGACAGCAUUGGAUCCUGCCUCGAUAACUUCUUGGAACGAUGCCUUGAUAAUUGGGUACAAAGGUGUUCUUAAUGCGUAUUGCGGCAGUCAUCAAGCCAACGCUGAAGAGAUUCUUGAAAAGAUGCCCUUUGUGAGAGAUGAAGUUGGUGCCGAUGCAAUCAUAAUGUGGCUUGAUAUCUAUGUCGCUGUGUCUUGUUUGCACUGCGCCCGUUCCAGAGGCAAGCGAUCAGGAAAGUACCGAAAGCAUGGUCAGAAUAUUAGCAAGACGGUCAAGACAUGGAUUGCCCAAGGAUGUCCAAACUUUUUACACCUUGACUACCUUCUGGAUGCAGAGUUGGCUGUGUUGAAAGGUGAUUUCAAAAAGGCUUGCAAAUACUACAAGCUGUCGAUCAAGAUCGGAGAGAAAAUGGGUCGGGUGAACGAUGCUGGGUUAGCAUCAGAGCGGCUAGGAGAGUAUUUGCUUGAAAAGAAGGAUAGAGACGGUGCUCGGAAGGCUCUGCUGCGGUCGAUCGAAUUCUACAAGCUGUGGGCAUCUGAUUACAAAGUAGAAUCGGUCCGUUCUAUGUACGAAGAGAUUCUCCACCCUGCCAGUGUCAUUCAACAGUGA